Messenger RNA from Trichoplusia ni (cabbage looper), 991 nucleotides. RefSeq names its product tetratricopeptide repeat protein 19 homolog, mitochondrial-like. Gene Ontology annotation, cellular component: mitochondrial inner membrane. NCBI's taxonomy places the organism in Eukaryota, Metazoa, Arthropoda, Insecta, Lepidoptera, Noctuidae. The transcript has a single exon. Gene Ontology annotation, biological process: mitochondrial respiratory chain complex III assembly. Gene Ontology annotation, molecular function: protein binding. The record is from RefSeq and is a predicted model, not a curated record. The coding region runs from base 182 to 838 and encodes 218 amino acids.
UUACGUGGCUUGGAUUUGAAAAAAAACUAAGUGCAGAAGAUGAGCUUAUUCACACCAUAAAGCACUGUAUCUUAUUUAUUCAAAAAAUGAAUAUGAGAAAGCUGAGCAGCUACUCCAUGUGGCUUUAAGACAAGCACAACAAAUACACCAUCAACUUGGAAUAACAUAUAUUUAUGACGUCAUGGCAAACUUAGCUCUUCAAAGAGAAGAACUAGACAAAGCCAAGCAGCUUUUUAUUAUUGUCACACAAAGAAUUAUGGCCAAUGGUGUUCUAGAAGAUGAUCCUCGGGUAGUUCAUCUCAGUGUUAAGUUGGCAAGAGUUAGCCAUUUAAAAAAAGAUUACUCUACUGCUAAGUUAGGAUAUGAUUGGUGCUUGGAGAAACUAUAUAAAGCAGUAGAAAUUGAUCCCACUGACCAUUCUAAAAAACUUUUGGCAAUGACUGAAGAUUGGUAUGGACGGCUCUAUCUUGAGUGUGAGCAAUUUGAAAAAGGCCUAAAGUACAUGGUUCAUUCCCUGAAUAGGAUGAGGGAAGUUCCUGAUAUUGAGAAGGAGCAUUUAGUAGUACAGUUGAAUGAUAUUGGCACAGUUUAUGACCGCCUGGGAAAGGCAGGUGAGAGUAUAAGCUACUUCAAAGAAGCAAUUGAUUUAGGCAAGAAUCUAGACAUGGAUCUAGGAACCAUGUAUGUAAACCUUGGAAGGGCCUACUUAAAGUCACAGUUACUUGAUGCAGCUAGAAAGUCAUGUGGUCAUGCUUGGAAACUUGGUGUCAUGUCGAAAAAUCAAGAUGUUAAACAAGAAGCAGAGUUAUGUAUAAAACAGAUAAACAACCUCGGUUAAUGUAUUUUUUAUUUAUUUAUUUAUGAAAAAUAUUGUUGGCAUGUUUUCCUUAUAAUAUUGGUACCUAAAUAAAACUUUAAAUUGUGAAUUUAAAGAAUAAAAGUAUGUCAUCAAUUGUCUACUUCGUGCAGUAUAAUUGAGACACAAACUAAA